Messenger RNA from Ilex paraguariensis (yerba mate), 639 nucleotides. The record is from the annotation of a GenBank genome assembly. NCBI's taxonomy places the organism in Eukaryota, Viridiplantae, Streptophyta, Magnoliopsida, Aquifoliales, Aquifoliaceae.
AUGAUGCACACAGUGCCCACAACACUACUUUAUAGCUUGGAAGGACUGCCAGACCUGGAGUGGGAAAAAAUACUACAAUUACAGAACCCAGAUGGGUCAUUCUUGUUUUCCCCAUCCUCCGCUGCCUUUACACUCAUGCAGACUAAAGAUGAGAAAUGCCUUAGAUAUCUAAGCAAAACUAUCGAAAAAUUCAAUGGGGGACGUAAAAUUCCAAAUGUUUAUCCGGUGGACUUAUUUGAGCACAUUUGGGCUGUUGAUCGGCUACAACGCCUUGGAAUUUCUCGGUUUUUUCAGUCAGAAAUUAAGGAAUGUAUGAAUUACGUCUCCAGAUAUUGGACAGCAAAAGGAAUCUGUUGGGCUAGAAAUUCAAGAGUUCAUGAUAUUGAUUGCACGGCCAUGGGUUUUAGGCUUUUAAGAUUGCAUGGCCACAAGGUUUCGGCAGAUGUGUUUCAGUAUUUUGAGAAUGGUGGCGAGUUCUACUGUAAUGCUGGACAGUCUAACGAGUCCGUUACCGCCAUGUUCAACCUUCACAGAGCUUCUCAAGUUGUCUUCCCAAGAGAGAAGAUACUUGAGGAUGCCAACAAGUUUUCAUCCAAGUUUCUGAGAGAAAAACAGGCAAAACAAUGGACUCCUAGAUAA